AAGGGAUAAGAUAAUAUAUCUACAGCCGAAGAAAGACCCAGAAAAGGAAACAGCAGCUCCUCUCACUCUUCUUCAUCGCCAAUGGCUCAAGCCUGCCUCUCUCCUUCUCCCUGCUUCUCUCUCUUGAAUGCUUCAGCUGCAAAAUCGACAGGCCCUUGCGCUCUUCUACAGCUACCCAACUCUUCUUCUCCUUCAAGAGUCUGCUCGGGGCUUGCUUCCCCCUUCAAGAAUGGCUCUUCUCUUGUCAUUUGGACUGCUGGCAGGAAAAGAAAAUUGCAAACUAAUGGGAGGUCAGUUUCCAUAAGAUGUGAGCAAGGUGCAAAACAAAGUAGUGGUUUGGGUAUCUGGCUUGGACGUCUAGCAAUGGUUGGAUUUGCAACAGCAAUCACCGUCGAAGUAGCAACAGGGAAGGGACUUUUGGAGAAUUUCGGUUUUGUUACACCCAUACCAACACUAGCAUUGGUUGUUACAGCACUCGUUGGAGUCCUGACAGCAUUCUUUAUAUUCCAAUCUGCAUCUCAAGACUAAUUGAUCUCCAAGCCGAUACAUUUUCAAGCUCAGGAUAUAGAUCUUGACUCCUUUUGUUUUCUUUUUUAACGUUUAUGUAUCUGCUUGAAAACAGAAAUUCUAUGUAAACAAUAUGACUUAUAUGUAGCUUGUUUGUGCUAAAAUGUAAGGUUUGUUCAAGCACAAUUUGUCACCGAGGAAAUGAAGAAGAGUAGUAUGUUUUAUUUUCGCCA
Molecule: messenger RNA, 740 nt
Organism: Asparagus officinalis (garden asparagus)
Lineage: Eukaryota; Viridiplantae; Streptophyta; Magnoliopsida; Asparagales; Asparagaceae
Product: stress enhanced protein 1, chloroplastic
Exons: 4
Coding region: 82-528 (148 amino acids)
Biological process (GO): cellular response to high light intensity
Source: RefSeq, a predicted model, not a curated record